Messenger RNA from Dictyostelium purpureum, 714 nucleotides. RefSeq lists its product as uncharacterized. NCBI's taxonomy places the organism in Eukaryota, Evosea, Eumycetozoa, Dictyosteliales, Dictyosteliaceae. The transcript has 4 exons. The record is from RefSeq and is a predicted model, not a curated record. Bases 1 to 714 code for a protein of 237 amino acids.
AUGUAUUUUCUUAAACCUUCUAAUGUUACCCAUAAAAGACAUCGUCUAAAAGACUCUACCAUUGAAUCGUGUAAUCUUCUCAAAGAAUGGAAUCGUCAAAUUCAAGAUGUUGUAAAUUCAAUUGAUGAAAUCAAUUUUUUAGAUGAUGCUGGUUCAUCAAUUUAUAAUGUUCCAAGCUUCGAUACAUCAAGUAGAACUUCAUCGUCAAAAAAACAAAAAAUUCAAAAUGGAAAUUCAACACCAAAUAAUUCACUUGGUGUUUUUAAUGAUGAAAACAUAAUUAAAAUUAGAACCUUUUUUUUCACCGAUUUAAUUUCAAUUGGUGAACCAUUAUACCUUUUAAAGGAUAAUUAUCUGGUAUUGAUUUUUCCAGUUCCAGUUUUAAAAAUUGUUAUGGGUGAAUACAAAAUUGUAAAAAAAAAAGAAGAUAAUCCACAACUUCUUAAAGAAGGAUUUUAUUUAAUGGUAUCAUAUCAUUUCCAACUCCCAACUCGUCAUGAUAUGAAAAGUGAUAUGCGAUAUUCUGAUAUUGGCACCUACGAGUUGGAACUCGAUACUUGGAUUUGCCCCAGUGAGAGAAAUCUCAAAACAAAAAAGGAUUAUUUUUUUAUUGAUGGUCCAUAUGAUGAAAUUCAUUUUACAUCGGAAAAAAAUAUUAUCAAAUUUGCUUUAAAAAGAAAAGCCAAAAUCUCAUACUCUGAUGACGAAGAGUAA